Olea europaea var. sylvestris is the source of this 2399-nucleotide messenger RNA. RefSeq names its product probable metal-nicotianamine transporter YSL5. The coding region runs from base 202 to 2265 and encodes 687 amino acids. Gene Ontology annotation, molecular function: oligopeptide transmembrane transporter activity. The record is from RefSeq and is a predicted model, not a curated record. Lineage: Eukaryota; Viridiplantae; Streptophyta; Magnoliopsida; Lamiales; Oleaceae. Gene Ontology annotation, cellular component: membrane. The transcript is spliced from 6 exons.
AAUCACAUCUGUCAACGUCAAAUGAAAUGUAAAUGCAUGUGGUGGUGUGCAAGUUGCUAGCCGCCGUUCCCCUUCAGGCGCUUGAUGAGAAUAUGUGAUUCCACUCUUUACAUAUAACUUUGUUCCAAUUCCUUCAAUCAUCUAUCUACCCGCCAAAGAAAAAUUCCUAGACAGUCUAAAGUUUCAAUCCAGAGGGAAGAGAUGGACAGUGGAAGGGAAAAUAGUGUAGAGAGUGGAGUUGGAUUGCAUGAUGAAAAUAUUAUCACAUCAGAAGAUGAAGAAUUGUCAGUAGGUGGGAUAUUUGAGAACGAGGAGGUACCUUCAUGGACAAAACAGUUAACUAUAAGAGCUUUUGUGGUGAGUUUUGUGUUGUCAGCAAUGUUAUGCUUCAUAGUGUUGAAACUCUACUUCAGUCUUGGUAUUAUACCACCAAUGAAUGUCGCUGCUGGGCUAUUGGGAUUUUUCUUUGUCAAGACUUGGACUAAAACACUGGAGAAAGCUGGCAUUUUGAAGCAGGCCUUGACCCGCCAAGAAGUUACAGUCAUUCAGACCUGCGUUAUUGCCUCCACAGGCAUUGCUUUUAGCGGAGGCUUUGGAAGUUACCUGUUUGGAAUGAGUGAACGUGUUGCCAAUCAAGCAGCUGAAGCCAAGUAUGAGUUGGACUACAAGAACCCAGCACUAGGCUGGGUAAUUGGCUUUCUUUUUUUAACUAGCUUCUUGGGUCUUUUCUCGGUGGUUCCUCUCCGAAAGCUAAUGAUCAUAGACUUGAAGUUGGUGUAUCCCAGUGGUACUACCACUGCAUAUUUUAUUAACAGCUUCCACGCUCUUGGAGGGGCAAAACUAGCAAAGAAGCAAGUCAGAGAAUUUGGCAAGUUUUUCUCAUUUAGCUUCUUAUGGGGUUUCUUCCAAUGGUUCUUCACGGCUGGUGAUGAUUGUGGCUUCUCAAAAUUCCCAACAUUUGGAUUAAAAGCGUAUAAAUACACGUUUUUCUUCGAUUUCUCAGCAUUGAAUGUUGGAGUAGGGAUGAUCUGCCCUCACAUCGUGAAUAUAUCUUUUCUUCUUGGAGGAAUACUUUCUUGGGGUAUUUUGAGGCCUCUCAUUGAAACUAGAAAGGGGGAUUGGUACUCUGCAGAUCUCGAGCCACAUAAUUUCCAGGGACUUUAUGGUUAUAUGGUAUUCAUUGGCAUUUCCAUGUUUCUCGGUGAUGGCCUAUACAACUUUUUCAAGGUUCUAAGCCGAACUCUGGCUGGUUUGUAUUACAAAAUUCUAUGCAGAAAUACAAACAUGCAAAUCCCAGUUGUAGGAAAUUCCUCUCCUGUACGAAAAUCACUCUCUUAUGAUGACCGACAUUGUACCGAAGUCUUUCUUAAGGAUCAAAUCCCAACAUGGUUUGCCGUUGGAGGUUAUUUUGCCCUUGCUGCAGUCUCUACUGCAAUCCUUCCUCACAUUUUCCACCAGCUCAAGUGGUACUACAUCAUUGUUAUAUACAUAUUUGCACCAAGCUUGGCCUUCUGUAAUGCGUAUGGGUGUGGGCUCACUGAUUGCUCAUUCGCAUCAAAUUACGGAAAACUAGCUGUCUUUACAAUUGGGGCAUGGGCGGGGGCAUCACAUGGUGGAAUACUUGCUGGUCUAGCAGCAUGUGGAGUGUUGCUUAAUAUAGUUUCCACUGCCUCUGACCUCAUGCAAGAUUUCAAGACCGGAUACUUGACCUUGGCUUCGCCUUGUUCAAUGUUCGUCAGCCAAGUGAUUGGGACUGCAAUGGGAUGUGUUAUUUCUCCUUGUGUCUUUUGGAUUUUCUACAAAGCUUUUUCUGAUCUCGGGCUUCCUACAAGUGAAUAUCCUGUCCCCUUAGCUACAGUGUCCUAUAAUAUGGCUAAACUAGGUGUUGAGGGCUUAUCGGCUCUUCCUACAGGUUGCCUCAAGCUAUGUUAUGGAUUUUUCGCUGCAUCCAUUCUCAUCAACUUAACCAGAGAUGCUUUGGGAAAGAAACGUUCAUGGUUUAUUCCAAUUCCAAUGGCAAUGGCAGUACCAUUUUUUUUGGGUUCACAGAUUGCUAUUGAUAUGUGUGUUGGAAGCCUCAUAAUUUACGUAUGGCAAAAGAAAAAUAAGGCCAAUGCUGAUGCCUUUGGGCCUGCCGUGGCAACUGGUUUGAUUUGUGGUGACGGGAUGUGGACUUUGCCUAAAUGUAUACUAGCUCUAGUCGGAGUGAAACCUCCAAUUUGCAUGAUGUUCAUUUCAAGGGCUACUUAUAAUAAGUUAGAUUAAGUACUAGAAUCCUAGAUAGGCCAGGGGAAAGAUUAACUUAUAUGCCAACAAGUAUCAUCUUCAUAAUCUGUAGACUUUAAAAUAUUAUCCUGUAACUAUAAAUAAGAGAAUCAAUUCAUGUUUCUGCAGUAUGA